AUGGAGCCAGUGAACUACGUACGAGUGAAAGAAUACAGUCAGAAAGUCCUGAAACGAAAACCUGAUAAUGCCAAGGCCUUGUAUUGGGCUGGAGUGGCCUUUUUCCAUCUGCAGGACUAUGACCAGGCUCAGCACUACCUCCUGGUUGCUGUCAGUAGGCAGCCAAAAGACGCCAAUGUCUGGCGGUACCUCCAGCUAACACAGUCGGAACUCAGUAGCUACCAUCAGAAAGAGAGACAGCUCUACCUGGGCACGUUUGGUUAA
Zalophus californianus (California sea lion) is the source of this 264-nucleotide messenger RNA. RefSeq names its product tetratricopeptide repeat protein 9C-like. The coding region runs from base 1 to 264 and encodes 87 amino acids. Lineage: Eukaryota; Metazoa; Chordata; Mammalia; Carnivora; Otariidae. The record is from RefSeq and is a predicted model, not a curated record. Gene Ontology annotation, molecular function: protein binding. The transcript has a single exon.